AUGAGCGCUGAAUCGAGGAAUGGGCAACCGAGGGACGAGGAAGACCCGCGCCUUGCGUGGUUGGCGGCUCGCGUUAAGAGUUGCCUCUACGGCGUUGACGAUGACGUCAUUGCGGAUCUCUACGGCGACAUUGAUUCUAGAAAAGUCAUCCUGGAGAUUUUUGAUAACCCAAAGGAACGCUUUCUCGUCAUCUCUUCCCAAGAAGCCACAACCACGGAGGGCAACGCCGUCGGUGGCAGGCUCUCUAUGGCAACACCGCGAAAAACCCCUCCAAAGCUGAUUGCCACAACGCGGGCGAUCAAGAACUCAAAUAUCACCGGCUCCACAAAUUUUCCACCAGACCGGACAAGAUGCAUCUUCUUUCUUCGUGUCCAGAAUGUACAGUUAACCAAAGAGCUUGUGCAUAACUGGAGGACUGAAACCGAGUGCCCCAUUCAUAGGGCCUUUGAGAUUUCCUGUAUGGUAGUGCCCUCAUUGUCCUCCUUUCACACCAUUUUAAAGUAUGCCUACGGGCCGAUCGUAGAAGAUGUGGUGUCGUCUGCUGGACGAAGACGGUGUGUUGCUACAAAAAAGGUUGCAAACCGACAGCUUUACACUGAGAUCUUGAAUUGGGUGCAUCGUGUUGAUAUGCAAAUGACGGGAUUUCGAAACCAGGUCUGUGCGGAGCGACGACUACCUAUGCCACAAACGCUUGUAUCUAUGGGGUAUUCUGACUCUGGACUGAAAUCUGCGCUUGCCAAUGAAGAUGUUAUCAAGCAGAUUGACAUUACCGUCUCCCAGUGGCAAGCAGAGAUCAGCUAUGCCAUGUCACUGGAUCCACAGAAGGAAGGCCCUCUUGGAGAGAUUGAGUAUUGGCGUGAAAAAUAUAGUACCAUCAGUGCUUUAUACGAGCAGAUAAAUUCCCCUCAGGCAAAGUUUAUUUUGAAAGUGGCAAAGGAAGCGGAGUGCAACUCGUUUCACUUGAUCUCCACUACAAUUCAACAUUUUUUCCGUCUGUACGCCGAGGCAAAAGACAAUGUGAAGUUUCUCGGUACGUUGGACCGUCAUUUCCGCACGAUGCACGGAGUGACACCGGGUUCUGGCUCCCUUCAGCCCAUCAUUGACACGCUGUCCUCUAUGAUGACAGGAAUAAGAAUGGUGUGGAUUAUCUCUCGCUAUUAUUGCACGGAAGAGCGUAUGGUUGGGUUGCUGGAGAAAGUUGGGAAGUUAAUUGCUCAAAAAGUCUCACAGCACAUCGAUUUCCGCAGUAUUUUAGGCUUACCCUUUUCAGAGGCCAAGGAAAAAGUGAUUGAGGGCCAGCAGUGCUUACUAAAAUGGAAAGCCACUUAUGUCAAUGUGCAGGAGGAGAUUAAUAGCAGUGAACGUGAGCAGCCGUGGAAUUUUAACCAAAAACGAUUGUUUGAAACAACCGACUACAUGUCUGACCGUUGUACGGACUUGUUGGAAGUUAUAGAGACCGUGGAGUACUACAAUACGGUGCUUGGGGCGCAGCUAAAGACAGUUCUCACCGACACUAGCGGAAUUGAACGUAUUUUAAAGGAUGUGGAACGUGUGAAGCGUCCGUUUGAGACCCUCACCUUUGAUCCCUUUGAGCGAAAGGCGACUCAUAACUGGCAGGUGGUAUACUCCAAUUUUGUGAACACCGUCGCCAACCUGGACCAUGAGGUUUCUGAGUUUAUAAAUAAAAUCUUUGAUGAUGAUUUACGGAGUGCGGAAUCCGCAUUUGAGCUUUUGGUCUCCUUUAAAGGUAUCGUGUCCCGUCCGCAGCGUGCUGGGGAGGCGUUUGACACGGCGUCGCUUCUUUCAGAAAAGGCGGAUCGUAUUCUGGCGCAGUAUUUCAGCGAGGUGGAGAGAGUGCGGAGUAUUUUUGUGGAAAACCGCGACAAUCCACCACUCACGAAGAAUCAACCCCCGGUGGCGGGUGCCAUACACUGGAGCACGUCGUUGUUUCAGCGGUUGAAGAAGCCGAUUGUUCGGUUUCAGCAAGAGGGAAUGCUUGUCACCACCAUGGGGCGACAGGUGCGAGCAAAAUAUGUGGAGGUGGCGAGGCAAAUGAAGGAGUACGCCACUUCUCGUUUUAUUCAAUGGUCAGAGGGAGUGCGGCAGACAACUACGGCAUCGCUCAAGAUGAAUAUUCUCCGCAAAGGAAAUGGGGACACGUAUGUGACAAACUUUGAUGUUGCCCUCUUCAACGUCAUACGGGAGGCGAAGUAUUUGGACCGCCUCGGCUUUGAGGUGCCGCAGGAGGCCAUUAACGUCACCCUGCAGGAUGAAUCGUAUCACGCAAACGUGGACGCACUUAAGGCGAUGCUCCUAAAUUUUAACUGCGAGCUGCAAGGGGCACUGGAUGGUCCUGAGCGCGUUAUUUUGGCAAAAAACAUCCGCGAACUGAGGCUUGCGCUUGAGCCGGGAAUUCAUGACAUCAAUUGGACAAGUCUGGGCGUAACGGACUUUGUCGCCAACUGCGAGCGUGCUAUCACUAAGUUCCGAAAUUUAAGCCGCGAGGUACGCAAACGAGCGGACCACAUCCAGACGCAGGUUGUAAAUAAAAUUGGUUCCACAAAACUCAUACCGGAAUUUGAACAGCUGCUUCAGGCUGGAGGAGAACUGCCAGAACUGCAGGUUUUUGUGGAAACGAUUGAGCGACGUCGCACAACUCUGGUUGAUGCAUGUCUUCGUGCGUAUCACACCGCCAAACCCCUCUUGACAAAGAUGGAGAGUCAACUUGUUGGCACCCAUACGGGAAAGUGCCUUAUCCUGGAGAGUUAUUACCUUCACUGGGAACAACGCAUUUGGAAGGCCCUUACGAGGAUGGUGCUCAACUCUCUUCUGGCCUUUGCAAAGAUGCUUGGCUACCGUGGCUCCUCCACCGUGAAACGUCCCCCUCUUUUUAAGGUGUUGAUAUUUUUGACGACGGAGCCGACCUUCUCACCACCACAUCAAGAGAUCACGAGUGCAUUUCACAAGGUUCAGUCAAGCAUUAUUGAAUCCACCCAGCGAUUCCAACGAUGGAUGCGGGGAACAUGUAUUGAGUUCACACAGGGCGAACUGGUGCCACGACCAGCUGAGGGGGAACAGGAAACGCUCUUUACGUAUUACAAAGACAUCAACAGUCUUCCUCAGGUGUAUAAACUGCAGGGUAUAAUUAACCGAACCAUUCAAACUCAUUUAUCUGCUCUUGCAACAAACAUCAAGAUGCUUCAGCGAUACCGUUUUAUUUAUCUUGCGGAUAAAAAACUUUCGGUGGAACAGCAGGCAAAGAGUCAGUUUCACUGGAUUGACUAUGACGCAAAAUUUCAACUUUACUUUAACAUGAUUGCAGACUUUGAUGCCGAAGAACACAUACACGAUUUUGGAUUUAUGCGCUGUGACGAGAGCGCUUUUUAUGCGGAGCUUGUAGAACAUGUACAUCAGUGGAUUGCCAUGGAAGGUGCACAAAUGAAUGAUACGGUCCGGGUACGUAUGCAGAAGCGUUUAGAAUCUAUAGUCCGUAUUAAUAAAGAUUUGCAACGGCCAUGUGAAAAUAUUGAGGAUUUGAAGUUUGUGUUAGAAGUCAUGCACGACACGCGUGCCUCUUCGCUGGAUGUGGAGCAGGACAUCAGUGAAAUCAAAUACAUUUAUGAGUCUAUUAUGCACUUUGGCGUCAAGGUGGACCCGCAGGAGUUGAAGGAGGCGUUAAGUUUUCAAGGACUAUGGGACUGUACACUUGCGAGACUGCACGAAUUGGAGAAGGAUCUGGAGCCGAAGAAGCUUCGCUUCCGGGAGUAUACGCGUGCCGAGGUGGCCAAUUUUCUUCAAAAGGGAAAAUCUGUGCUGAAAGAGUUUCGUGAAAAGGGUCCUAGUCGUGCGGACAUUGACCUUCAGGAAGGCAAUAACCUCAAGAAGGAGUGGCGAGAGCAUUUGACGCAACUCCAGGCGAAACGUGACCAAUUGACAAAGGCCGAAAAACUGUUUGACUUGCCGCUUACAAGUCACGUUCACCUGCAGCAGUUGAACGAAGAACUGACAAAGGUGGAGGCAGUGUAUGACCUCUACGAACAGUGGGUUGCCAUUCUGAAGCGCUGGAACCGCAGCAGCUGGAAGGAUCUCCUUCUGGAGGACUUGCAAACCACCACGGAUGAGAAGGUAAAACGUGCACGUCUCCUUGGUAGGACACACGGUGAUGUGCAUCCAUUCAAGGCUGUUCAGCAGGUUAUUUUGAAUUUUCAUUCCUCUUUGCCACUGCUGGCGAAGUUGAAGAGUCCGGCACUGAAGCAGCGUCACUGGGUGGAGCUAAUGCGGGUAACGGGCAAGGAAUUCUCUAUUGAGCAAAUCAAUUUAGAUGAUUUUAUUGCCAUGGAACUUUAUUGCUUUGCAGAUGAUAUUGAUAAUAUCAUUGUUACAGCGGCGAGGGAGCAGGCUAUUGAGAAGGACAUUCUGGCCGUAAAGGAGUUCUGGUCAAAGGCAGAGUUCUCACUGGUGCCGUAUGAACCUCGUAAGGGAGAUGUUCGCUGCAGUGUUCACAGUGACACAAGCGAGAUUCAAGAGGCUGUGGAUGACAAUAUCCUUAAAAUGCAAUCCAUCGCGAACGUGAAAUGGGCACAACCGUUCAUAGAUGAUGUGAAACUGUGGGAAAAGAAAUUGGCAAUGAUCAACGAUGUGAUUGCUGUGUGGGUUACUGUGCAGAUGAAAUGGCAAUAUUUGGAAUCCAUUUUUAAGGGAAGUGACGAUAUCGCCAAUCAACUCCCAAAGGAAACCGCCAAGUUUAACGACCUGGACAAGAAGUUUGUUCGCAUCAUGAAUGAAACGGCCGCUGGGCCGAAUGUGGACAUCUGCUGUAACGCGACUGGUCGUCUUGAAGAGUUUCGGUAUCUGGAGGAGAAACUUGAGGAAUGCCAGAAGGAACUUUCCAAUUACCUUGAGACGAAGCGGUACAUGUUUCCUCGUUUCUACUUCAUAUCCGAUGAUGAGUUGCUCUCCAUUUUGGCUGCCAGCGGUGCAAAGUCAGUGCAGGAUCACAUGUUGAAGAUGUUUGACAACUCUGCCCACCUAAUUUUUAAGGAUGGUGAGGAUGAAACCAUUUGCGGUGUGGAAUCGCAGGAGGGUGAAGUUGUAAUUUUUGACCGCCCAGUGGCAACAAUGGGUGCGCCCGUGGAACAAUGGCUACAAGAAGUUUUGGAGGAGUCGCGCUCGACACUGCGUGACGUUCUUAAGGCGGGUGUGUACUAUUACCCUCGGAUGGGUCGACUGGAUUGGCUGAAAAAGUACCAUGGCAUGGUUACACUCACUGGGGCCAAGAUUUGGUGGACGUUCGAAGUGGAAGACGCUUUUAAUUCUCUCAAGAAGGGAAAGAAAAGUUCAAUGAAAGACCUGUCGGGGAAACUGACACGACAACUCAUUGAUCUUGUGGGAGAAAUGGAUAAGGAUAUUGAGAAACAGUACGCAAAGAAAGUCAAUACAUUGAUCAUUGUAGAUGUUCAUGGACGAGAUAUUGUGGAUCGCUUUGUACGAGACUCCGUAACGGAUGCUCGUGAGUUUGAUUGGGAAUCACAAUUACGGUUUUACUGGGAGCGUGAUGGUGACACAUGCGUUAUACGUCAAUGCACAGGGCGGUUUAAUUUUGGCUAUGAAUAUAUGGGAUUGAAUGGGAGACUUGUGAUCACCCCGUUAACAGACCGCUGCUUUAUGACGUUGACUCAGGCGCUGUCUUUCUAUCUUGGUGGUGCUCCCGGUGGGCCGGCGGGAACGGGGAAAACGGAAUCCGUCAAGGAUCUUGCAAAGGCUUUGGCCAUUCAGUGUGUUGUCUUUAAUUGUGGUGAGGGCUUGGACUAUAAGGCGAUGGGUACAAUCUUUUCUGGACUGUCACAGACCGGUUCAUGGGGUUGCUUUGAUGAGUUCAACCGUAUUGAACUGCCGGUGCUUUCCGUGGUAUCCGAGCAACUGCGCAGCAUUCAAAGUGCACUGAAGGCUGGCGAAGAAGAGUUUCUUUUUGGUGACAAAGUAAUUCGACUUGUACCGACGGUUGGUGUUUUUAUCACGAUGAAUCCCGGUUACGCUGGCCGUGUUGAAUUACCGGACAACCUUAAGGCUUUGUUCCGUCCUGUAGUGAUGGUUGUGCCAGAUAUGGAAUUGAUUGCGGAAAAUAUGCUCUUCUCGGAGGGCUUCACGACGGCGCGUGAGCUGGCCAAGAAGAUGGUGACACUUUACCAACUUGCCAAGGGGCAACUGUCAAAACAACAUCACUAUGACUGGGGACUGAGGGCAUUAAAAGCGGUGCUAGUGAUGGCGGGACAACUGAAGCGUGGUGCACCUGAGUUGACGGAAGAGUCUGUUCUGAUGCGUGCCCUGCGUGACAUGAAUACCCCGAAGUUUGUCGCGGAAGAUGAGCCGCUUUUUAAGGGUCUUAUUGGAGAUCUGUUUCCUGGUCUUGACCCAACACGUGCACCGCAGGAAAAUCUUUCAAAGGCUGCGACAAAAGUAUUCAAGGAGAAGGGAUUUUUUGUGGACGCGAGACAGGUGGACAAGGUGGUUCAACUCUACGAGACGAUGCAAACUCGGCACACCUCGAUGGUCGUUGGCCCCACAGGUGGUGGAAAGUCAACUGUUAUUGACUGUCUUUGUAAAGCACAAACGGACCUUGGGCUACCAACGAAGUUGUAUAUCAUCAAUCCCAAGGCUCAACCUACUACCGCGCUUUAUGGCGUCAUGGACCCUCUUUCUCGGAGCUGGACGGACGGUAUUUUCUCCAAUAUCUUCCGUGCAAUUAACCGCCCCAAUGAAAGUGGAGCGCGUGAGCGUCGAUAUGUUGUGUUUGAUGGUGAUGUGGAUGCCAAAUGGGUAGAAGACAUGAAUUCUGUCAUGGAUGACAAUAAACUUCUCACGCUUCCGAAUGGAGAACGUAUUCGUCUUCGUCCGACAAGUUCAUUACUUUUUGAAGUGGGAGACCUACAGUAUGCCUCGCCUGCAACUGUUUCACGUGUUGGUAUGGUCUUCCUUGAUCCUGUGAAUCUCGGAUGGAAGCCUUUCAUGUACGCAUGGAAGUUGAAACGCCCACGUGAUGAACUGGACACCCUUAACGAGCUCAUUGAGAAAUAUGUGGAGCCUCUUGUUAAUUUUAUGUUUGAUGGCAUUGACGGAGAGGUUGUGACAGACCCGCCGAAGCUUGUGAUCCCGACCAAUGAGUUAAAUAUGGUACGCCAGUUGACGACCAUGUUGCACACGGUUUCUCCGCAGAAAGUGGCACUGGAGCCAAAGGCAUUGCAGUGUGUCUUUUUAUUUUGUUGCGUGUGGAGUUUUGGCUCUCUAAUUGCCACUGCAGAGGGUCGUGUACGCUUCGAUGCAUUUCUGAAGAAGGUCAGUGGAUGGAACUUGCAAGAUGUGGGCGAAAACUUCCUCACCCGUUUUGUGGGUAGUGGAUCUCUUCCGGAGCGCAAAACUCUCUACGAUUAUUUUUUUGAUCUUGAAGAAAACCGGUGGAAGCCGUGGCAUAUUCUUGUUCAACCGUUUGAAAGACCACCAGGCGCAAAAUUUGGCUCACUUCUUGUUUCUACGGUUGAUACUGAACGAAACAUGUGGUUGCUAAACAAAAUUGUUCUUAAUCGGACUCCUGUCAUGUUGGUUGGCGAGAGCGGUACCGCGAAGACGGUCACCAUUCAGGCAUACCUUAAGCAACUGAAGCAACGUUCUCUGGAGGCAGACACGGCUGCUAAUGAGGAUGUUCAUCUUGAGGAGAUGCUUCUUGAGCUGAAUUUCAGCUCUCGCACCACAAGCCUUGAUGCACAGAGGGCGAUGGAGGAUAACAUUGAGAAGCGUACCAACACCGUGCUUGGCCCCCCGGCAAAGAAGCGACUUUUGGUGUUUGUGGAUGAUAUCAAUAUGCCCCGUGUGGAUCUCUACGGCACUCAACAACCCAUCGCCUUUUUGAAACUACUGGUGGAACAUCAUUCAUGGUACGAUCGAAAAGAUCUUCUUUUUAAAAAUGUGCGAGACACGCAAUUUGUGGCCGCGAUGGCUCCGCCUGGCGGUGGUCGCAACGCUCUUGACCCACGUUUUGUCUCUCUCUUCACCAUUUUUAAUAUUUUAUUCCCGUCGGACGAAUCGAUCAACACCAUCUACGGACAGAUUUUGCGCGAUGCCUAUAAAACAAUGGCGACUGAGUUGGGUGAUUUGCCGAGUCAACUCACAUCCAUGACGCUUAGCCUGUAUCAACAGCUUUUUGCCGCACUUCCCGCAACACCCACUAAAUUCCAUUACAUUUUCAACUUACGUGAUUUAUCGCGUGUGUAUGAAGGACUUUGCCGAGCCACCCCAGAGAUGUUUCCAGACGCGAAGAGUAUCGUGCGAUUAUGGCUUAAUGAAAUUUCCCAUGUGUUUAUGGACCGUAUGGCAGAUUCUUCCGACAAGGAGUUUGUUGCGCUUCUCGCACGGAAGGAGAUUACGAGGCAUUUCCCAGACACGGCGGAAUUUGCAUUGGCGGAACCUCUUUUGUUUGGUGAUUUUGGUGAUUUUGAGCCUGAUAGCGAUGUGGAGCGGCUGAACAUUUACGAAGAUUUUGGAGCGGAUUUUACCAGGGCGCGCUCAUUGGUGGAGAUGAUGUUGGAGGAGAUUAACACACCGACGAAAACGAUGGAUUUGGUGAUGUUUGACAUGGCGUUGGAUCACCUGCUGCGCAUCACUCGUGUUCUUUCUCUUCCCCGUGGCAACUGCCUGCUUAUUGGCGUUGGUGGAAGUGGCAAACAGUCUCUCACAAAAUUGGCAGCCGCCAUGUACCGGAUGGGCGUGUUUGAAAUUGUACUUUCCCGUAACUACAACGAGGAUGCGUUUCGCGAGGAUUUAAAACGCCUUUAUGCCCGUGUCGGUGUACAGAAGGAGAAAGUUGUGUUUUUGUUUACCGACAGCCACGUGAAGGAAGAGGGUUUUUUGGAAGUUAUCAACAACAUGUUGACGUCCGGUAUGGUGCCAGCGCUCUUCACAGAGGAAGAAAAGGAACCGUUGUACAGCAGUGUUGCUGCGGAAGUGGAGGCCGAUGGUCUUGCGCCCUCCAAAGAUAACAAGUGGACGGCCUUUGUCGCACGUUGCCGCGAUAACUUGCAUGUUGUGCUUUCAAUGAGUCCCUCUGGUGAUAUUUUGCGCACCCGUUGCCGUAACUUUCCGAGUCUUAUCAACAAUACAACCAUCGAUUGGUUUCAGAAGUGGCCAUCGCAGGCGCUGGAGGCGGUUGGUAAUCGCAUGCUGCAGGAGGAGGAACUGUCGGAGGAUUUGAAAAGGGCCAUUGCGAGUCAUGCCGUGUAUGUUCACUUGACAGCGGAUGAACUUUCUAUGCGUUUCUUGGGGGAAAUGAAACGACACAAUUACGUCACGCCGAAGAAUUUUCUUGGAUUUUUGGCAAAUUAUUCGCGGCUCCUUAUAACACGCCGAGAGGAAAUUGACGAUUUGGUGAAUAAAUUCGCGAUUGGUCUAGAGAAACUCGACCGUGCCCAGGAGGAUGUGAAAGUUCUUCAGGAGGAACUCGCCGAGAAGGAAGUCAUUUUGGAAGAGAAGCAGGAAGUUAACGAACGCAUGACGAAGGAAAUUAAAGAACAAAAGGAACGGAAUGAAAAGCGCAAGGCAGAAGCAUUGCUCAUGGAGGAAUCACUGAAUGUGCAAAGUGCGGAGAUUGAGAAGGAGAGUGCCGAGGCACAAGAGGUUCUCGACCUUGCUAUGCCUGCCCUUGAAGAGGCCAUGGAGGCGGUCAAGCACAUCAACCCCAAGAGUAUCACCGAAUUAAAGUCCUUUGCCAAACCACCCGCGAGCGUUGUGGCGGUGGUGCGCAUGGUAUGUGUCGUGAAGGGAGUGCCGGCGACAUGGGAUUCUGGCAAGAUUAUGAUGGGCCAAAAUGAUUUCAUUCGUUCACUUAUUGACAUAGACUCUCUUGCCCCAACACUGAAUCAGGGUAAGAUCAAUGAGAUUAAUAGAAUUCUAAAAGAAUUCCCUGUUAAUUCAAACGAUUUAAAGAAGGUGAGCUUGGCCGCAUCAGGUCUGAUGAUAUGGGUAGAGGCGAUGAAAGCCUACUGGAACACGGCAAAGGAGGUUUUGCCCAAACAAGCUCGAGUGCGGGAGCUGCAGGAAGCGAAGGCAAAUGCAGAGCGCCAAUUAAGUGCCUGUCAAGAUGAGAUUGGUCAGCUGACUGUGAGUCUUCAACGACUUCAGGAGCGUUUAGAUGCAGGUAUGCACGAGGCCCAGCUGCUGCAGCAAGAAAAAGCCGUGAUGGAACGUCGGCUUAAUGCCGCCCGACGUCUACUUGACGGUUUUGGCUCAGAACGUGUACGAUGGGCGGAGCAAAAACGAACGUUGGCUGAUGUAAGAAAUUGUCUUGUUGGGGAUUGCCUUGCGGGUGCCUCUUUCCUAUCCUAUCUUGGUGCCUUUACUUUUCAGUACCGACAGGAGGCAUUGGAGUCGCUGUGGCUAAAAGACAUUCAUGAGCGGGGCAUCCCACUCACCAAUGACUUCCAGAUUCAACACCUCCUUACAGAUGAGGUCUCCGUCUCCCAGUGGGCAAGUGAUGGUCUUCCACUGGAUUCUCUCUCUGUGCAGAACGGCAUCCUCACAACAAUGAGUACAGAAAGCAUCGGAAAAGGAAGGAAGUCUGGACGGGUUCGUUUUCCACUUUGCAUUGAUCCACAAAUGCAGGCAGUGAAUUGGAUCAAGCGGCAACAUAAGUCAAACCCACGCUUUGAGUGCGCCUCCUUCAGUGAUUCGGAUUUUUUGAAACGGCUUGAGUUUGCGAUUCAGUAUGGCAAUCCCUUUUUGUUUGAGGGUGUAGACGAGUUUAUUGACCCCAUCAUUGAUUCUGUGCUGGACCCACAGUUCCGUGAGGAUUCUGGCCAGCGUGUCAUACGUAUUGGCGACAAGGACGUUGUAUGGGACCCUAAUUUUAAACUGUAUCUCUGCACCAAACUGCCCAAUCCAGAGUAUCCAGCUGAGGUGUUUGGCAAAACUAUUGUGAUCAACUACGGUGUCACGGAGGAUGGUCUUGAGAGUCAGCUGCUCAACUACGUUGUGGCGAGUGAACGUAGCGACCUGCAACGUCAAAGUGAGGAACUUGUACAGACCAUGGCAGAGAGUCGUGCGCAACUGAAGGAGCUUGAGGAUACUCUGAUCCGUGAGCUGACGCUAGCAACAGGCAACAUACUUGACAACGAUGAUUUGAUUGCGACGCUGGAGAACACGAAAAGCAGCGCAUCGGAGGUGCAGCAAAAACUUGAACAGGCAAAAGAAACGGCACGUGUCACAGAAAUUUCUCGACAAGAGUACCGUCCUGCGGCUAGACGGGGUGCCGUUUUAUAUUUUGUCAUAUCUGAGUUGUCAAUGAUUAAUUCCAUGUAUGAGUACUCGCUUUCCGCCUUUUUGCACGAUGUCUUUGGGUACUCCAUUACAAAGAGUGAUGCCUCUUUUGAGAUUAAAGAUCGUUUGAAUAACAUUAUUCGAGCUCUAACAUACAAUCUUUAUUGCUACGUGUGUAUGGGCAUCUUUGAAAAGGAUAAACUCAUGCUUUCUUUUCAGAUGGCUAUCCGUCUUCUUACACAGGAAAAUCGAAUGGAUCGAAGUGAAUUGGAGUUUUUUCUUCGUGGCUGCGUUUUGGCUUCAAAGGAUUAUCCGUCCAAUCCUGUUGAAUGGCUUACAGAGCGUCAAUGGAAUGAUAUAUGUAAGUUGUCGACAACAUGCCAGGUCUUUGCCAAUUUACGCAAUGACGUAUCGGAAAAUUUGGAAGAAUGGCAUCAAUGGUAUGCGUUAGAUCGUCCUGAGGACCCAAGUAGUGUCAUCCCGUGUGGGUAUAAUGAGCGUAUCAGUGAGUUUCAGCUUCUUUGUUUGCUUCGCUGCUUCCGUGGUGAUCGUGUUUACACGGCCGCUACAAACUUUAUCAGCAAUUGUGACCUUCUUGGAGAGCGUUAUGUCAUUCCACCCAUUUUGCGUUAUAAGGAUGUUCUUGACAAAAGCUCCUCAACAGCUCCCAUUGUGUUCAUUGUGUCUCCUGGUGCCAACCCGACAGAGGAGAUCAUUAAACUUGCGACAAAAGAAGUGGGGAUUCAAAAAUUUCGUUCCAUUUCUCUUGGCCAGGGACAGGGCGAAGAGGCCAUGAAACUUGUGGAGGUGGGCGUUGUUCGGGGACACUGGGUUUUGCUGCAGAACUGUCAUUUGUUAACAAAGUGGAUGAAAGAUCUUGAGAAGGUCAUUGAGAAGAUGGACCAGACGCCACCCCAAGAAGAAUUCCGCCUUUGGUUGACCACAGAGCCCAGCAAGGACUUCCCAAUGGGUAUUCUUCAACGAUCGUUGAAGGUUGUUAACGAACCACCAAACGGACUUAAGAUGAAUAUGAAAAACACCCUUUUGAAGGUAACUGAGGAGCAACUUGAUGCAUGCUUGCACACCGCCUUUAGACCACUGGUAUUUACCCUUGCCUUUUUUCAUGCUGUGGUACAGGAACGAAGAAAAUAUGGUAAGAUUGGAUGGAACGUGGUGUAUGACUUUAAUGAGACCGACUUCUCCGUGUCGAUGCGACUACUUGAUACCUACUUGACAAAGGCGUACAAAAAUGGUGAUUCUAUUCCAUGGGAUACCCUGCGGUAUCUUGUUGGUGAAGCGAUGUAUGGUGGUCGUGUGACGGACAGUAUGGACCGACGCAUAGUAAAGACAUACUUGGAGGAAUAUUUUGGUGAUUUCCUUUUUGAUACCUUUCAGCCAUUUUACUUUUAUGUGAAUGAUGAAGUUAGUUACUGUCUUCCUGCGGAUAGUACGGAUUCAAAUAAACGGGUUACUCUGCAGCAGAUGAUGGCACUCGUGGAGUCCUUUCCAAAAGAUAACACGCCUGAGGUUUUUGGAUUGCAUCCGAAUGCGGAAACGGGUUAUUUGCGUAACGCAGCUGAAGGAAUGUGGGCGAGUUUGAUAGAACUUAUGCCUCGAUCCGGAAAAGCGGCAACACUUGGUGGGGAGUCACGAGAAGAUGUUUUGUUAAAGCUCACGGAUGAGAUUUUGUCGCAGUUACCGGAGCCUUUAGAUCGCAAACGAAUUAUGCGGAAGGAAAAGGAACGGGCAAAUGAGAUGGGACACAGUAAUUUGCAACCGACUCAAGUCGUAUUGUUGCAAGAAAUAGAGCGUUGGAAUCGACUGGUGGGAGUUAUGAUUAUUUCUCUAAAGGAACUACAGAAGGCUCUUUCAGGUGCCAUUGGUAUGAGUAAUGAUUUGGAUGAUCUUGCAUCUUCUUUGCAUAACGGCCAGUUGCCAUGGUCCUGGAGAAAAAUGGCGCCUGCUACACGAAAGAAUUUGGGCCGUUGGUUAGCCCACUUCCACCUCCGAUGCAAGCAGUACAAUGAAUGGGCCAUGAACGGGGAGCCGCGGUGCAUGUGGAUGUCGGGGCUAAUGGUUCCAGAGUCAUAUAUUUCCGCUCUUGUGCAGGUGGUUUGCAGACGAUAUAAGUGGCCGUUGGAUCGUUCUUCUGUCGUUACGAAGGUGACUACCUACAUGACUCCACAGGAGAUCCAAGAACGACCAAAGGACGGGGCAUAUGUGAGUGGACUUUUUAUUGAGGGUGCCAGGUGGGACACAAGCAGGCGCUGCCUUGCGCCGCAGCGCAAGAAGGAACUCAUCUCUGAAAUGCCAGUGAUGCAUAUUAUCCCCACUGAGUCAUCCAAGGUAAAAUCUGUGGCUACAUUUAGAACACCAGUUUACGUCACUUCGGACCGUCGAAAUGCGGCUGGCGUUGGCUUGAUAUUUGAAGCCGAUCUGUCGACAGAUGCCCACUCAUCCUUGUGGACACUAGAGUCCGUUGCCCUUAUUCUUGACUCGGACGACUAA
Messenger RNA from Trypanosoma cruzi, 13809 nucleotides. Its product is annotated as dynein heavy chain, putative. The transcript has a single exon. NCBI's taxonomy places the organism in Eukaryota, Euglenozoa, Kinetoplastea, Trypanosomatida, Trypanosomatidae. Gene Ontology annotation, biological process: microtubule-based movement. The record is from RefSeq and is a predicted model, not a curated record. Gene Ontology annotation, cellular component: dynein complex. The coding region runs from base 1 to 13809 and encodes 4602 amino acids. Gene Ontology annotation, molecular function: minus-end-directed microtubule motor activity; ATP hydrolysis activity; dynein intermediate chain binding.